AUGCGAGUGAAAAGUAAUGAGUAUCGAAAGAAGAAGGCAGAGCUGAACGACUUAAAUACCGAGUUAGUCGUCUUGCAUCGAACGGAACAGCUUCUGCUGAAAGACGCUGAAGAUCUGGGCUUUAUUGCGAAAAGUAAAGAAGACAGCGAUGAAACGUCAGAGAAAGAAUUGGUGAUGAUACUGCCGAAGAAGGUUUUGAAAGGUCGGGCUAGAGCUAGAAUGAUCUACUUUAUGUACUGCUACGAGUUUAAGGACAUGAAGAAGAGGUGCGAGCUGCGACAGUGGAGACACGUGAUGCUAUUCACUGGCUUCGAUAAAUACGUUCUGUCCAACUUGCCAAAGGAAACUGACCGUCUGAAGGCUGAGGUUGAUAAGAGUCGACAGGAGUUGAACGACCUUCAAAAUCAGCGAGAUUCUUUAAAGGAAAAGCUUAUGUUGGUGCAAGGUGGAAACCAAAGUGCUACCACCGACUACAUUGCAAGACUGGAGGAGAAAAUGACCGAACUGAAUAAACUGAAGAACAACUUGCUGUCAGAAGAAAAAAUGCAGAUGGAAAAACAGCCUUACCUAGCGAAACAAAUUCAAAUUUACAAAGACGCUGUAAAGCUUAUGGAAGGCAAAAUUAAAGGUUGGGAAUACAAGGAGUGA
This is a messenger RNA of Soboliphyme baturini, 648 nucleotides long. The record is from the annotation of a GenBank genome assembly. Lineage: Eukaryota; Metazoa; Nematoda; Enoplea; Dioctophymatida; Soboliphymatidae.